This is a messenger RNA of Trypanosoma conorhini, 2019 nucleotides long. Its product is annotated as ATP-binding cassette protein subfamily D, member 1. Gene Ontology annotation, molecular function: long-chain fatty acid transmembrane transporter activity; ABC-type transporter activity; ATP binding. The coding region runs from base 1 to 2019 and encodes 672 amino acids. Gene Ontology annotation, biological process: very long-chain fatty acid catabolic process; peroxisome organization; fatty acid beta-oxidation. Gene Ontology annotation, cellular component: peroxisomal membrane. The transcript has a single exon. The record is from RefSeq and is a predicted model, not a curated record. Lineage: Eukaryota; Euglenozoa; Kinetoplastea; Trypanosomatida; Trypanosomatidae.
AUGCUGGGCUUUGAAGUCGUAAAGGCCUUGCGUGACCGCGGCGUUGUUGUCAGCGGAACGCUGGCCUUUCUGAUCUGCUUCGUGGCUCAGCGCGCGAAGCUGCGCAGUUAUGACGCGGCCAUCGUUGGCAUCCGCACACCAGACGAUACGCACUUCACACGCUCCUUUUUUGGGGACUUUUUUCACGUCGCCAAACUCGCGUUGCCUACGGUGUGGUGCAGGGAGUUUCUUGGCAGCGUUGUGUUCGUGGCGCUUUUUUUGGUGAAGUCCGUCCUGCACGUCGCGCAAUCCGACGCCAAUGGGCAGCUGCUGCAGGCUAUCAUCGGCGACACCGCGGGGGACCGGGUGCAAAACUUCUCUCGUGCGCUUCUCCUGCGUGCGGCGGUGUCGAUGCUAUCCGCGGUUUGUAGCGGUUCCAUUGAACACCUGCGACCGUGGCUUAUCGCCUGCUUCCGUGGGCGCCUCAGUCGCUAUUUUCAGCGCCGUUUCUACAGCCGCCUGAUAUACUACCAGGCGAGUGUCCUGGAUACACGGCUCGAAGCGGCCGACACGGCGAUUGCGACCUACUCCGCCGAGUUUGCCGAGCAUUUUGCCGAGCUGCCGUACUACUUUCUCCUUCCUUUGUUCGAGUGCACAGCCUCGAUGGUGGCGCUAACACGUAAAGUUGGCGGAAAAGCGGCAAUGGUGACGUCAUUUGUUGUCGCGAUUUCCGUUUUGGUUCUGCAGCAAAUCUCACCCGCGUUUGGGCGCAUCCACGCCUCCUUGCUCUCCAGGGAGGACGACUACCACCGCAUGUUGACAACCAGCCUGAAUAAUGUGGAGUCUAUUGCGCUGCACAACGGUGGCCGCUACAUCCGGCUGCAGCUCGAGAAACAACUUGGCAAACUGGAGCACGCACUUGACCACUUCGCCCUCGCGAAGGGGCACUUUGAGGUGUUGGAGAUCUCCUUCUCGGAUUUCCUGCAGGCCAUUUCCAGCAUUGUCAUCUUCCGUGGCUUACAGGGGAAGAAAAAGAAAAAGAUGAGUGACGUCUACGUGGAGAUGCAGUACAUGCAGGAUUUGAUUGAAAGUGUGAAGAGUUUUGUGGUGAAUUUCCGUGAGAUUUCGCACUUGUCAACCUUCACGACGAAAUUGGCGGACUUUGACACAACCCUGACGAGCAUUGCACAGGGAUGCUUUGUUCGUUCCGUCUCCACCCCCGCCACCACCGCCACACCGGGAAGUGGCUCCGGCUCCCUUACACCUGUUGAUUACACGAGCAUCGAUUAUGCUGACCGCCCGGCGGGAGUGAAGGAGUUCACGCUCUUCUCCUUUAACCAUGUAAAGCUUGCGACACCGGGGGGACAGCACCUCUUUGAUGACCUCGACCUUGAAAUGCGGAGCGACCAGGAUUGGGUUCUUGUGGGAGAGAAUGGCUGUGGCAAGACCUCCCUGCUUCGUAUGAUUUCAGGGCUUUGGCCACCCUCUGCGGGAAAGUACACGAUGGAGCGAAGUGUGAGGCUGCUCUUUGCCCCACAGCACAGUUACGUGGUGCCACAGUGUACCUUGCUUGAGCAGGUGCUUUUUCCAACCGUCGAUACCAAGCUGAGUGCAAAGGUGGUGGAGGCUUUUAAGGAGGCGCUUCGGCUUUCCGGAGCACGCUCCGUGAUUGAGAUCCUCGGCGGCUUUGAAAGCCCCUACGUUGGUGUGGAUCCCAAAACAGCCGAUGACACGUACGAUUGGGACUCCCUCAGCGGUGGGCAAAAGCAGCGUAUCAGCAUGGCACGCGUGUUCUAUCAGGUCUUGACGAUGGAUCGCAGCCUGGAAACCCCGGUGGCGCUCCUGGACGAAUCCACCUCCAUGAUGGACGACACAGAGCAGGAGGUGCUUCUCAACCUUCGCAGACUCAGCAUCCGCAUGAUCUCCGUGACCCACCGCGAGGAAGUGAUUAUGCACCACACCCACGAACUGCGAAUGCAACCGGGGGGACGUUGGACAGUAACGCCUCUCACACGUGUGGCUCUUGACAAGAAUUCGUGA